AUGAUCCCACCAUAUUAUCGUUUCCCCACGGAUAAGCAGAACGACCAGUACAUGGCGCACACCAAAAAUGUUGGGAUUCACUUUGAUCUUCACCAUGUGACCCAUUUAUACCUUCGCCAAUAUCGCCUCUAUUUCAGGAAACGUGAGAAACGUGAUCGUAACAACCAAGCCGCUCGAACGUCACGACUUCGACGAAAAGCUCGCGAAAGUCAUUUGCUGAAGGAAGCCGAAGCUCUACAGCAGGAGAAUGAAGUGCUAAAAGAUGAAGUCGGUGAACUGAAGAAGGUACUCUACACUCUUCAAGACGAAGUCAGAAAUCGGUUCAACGUUGUCGACGUCGAAAAUGUGGAAAAUGUCAUAAAGUAUGAGAAUGUUGACUAUACUUUCCAUAAUCAGAAUCUAUAA
Messenger RNA from Cooperia oncophora, 405 nucleotides. NCBI's taxonomy places the organism in Eukaryota, Metazoa, Nematoda, Chromadorea, Rhabditida, Trichostrongylidae. The record is from the annotation of a GenBank genome assembly.